Molecule: messenger RNA, 1533 nt
Organism: Dioszegia hungarica
Lineage: Eukaryota; Fungi; Basidiomycota; Tremellomycetes; Tremellales; Bulleribasidiaceae
Product: essential conserved GTPase
Exons: 2
Coding region: 1-1533 (510 amino acids)
Cellular component (GO): mitochondrion
Molecular function (GO): GTPase activity; magnesium ion binding; GTP binding
Source: RefSeq, a predicted model, not a curated record
AUGCGUCCCACAGUCACAUUUCGCCCGCUGUGCUCUCAGUGCCGCCUGCCCUUGCCUCCGGUCAUCAGCCUGAGGCGGGGCUAUCAUGCCGAGCCCGACUCCUUCCCAGAUAUGGAGGCGGAGCUGCUGCGUCGGAAGCGCAAGACGGAUGCGAAGCGUCGCCAGGGAGGUUCCGAGUUCAUUGAUCACUUGAUCGUAACCGUACGAGGUGGCAAGGGAGGAUCUGGCGCAUCAGCCUUCACAGCACAUCCAUCAAAACGGGGUCUCGGUAUCCCGUCUGGCGGGAACGGCGGUCAAGGCGGCAGCGUCUACCUAAAGACCUCUCCACAUCUCACUUCACUCGCACGCAUAUCCAAACGACUCAUAGGAGAGCAAGGCUCGCACGGCGCCGGGCAAAUGAAGCACGGACGGCGAGGCGCGGACGUCAUCGUUAGUGUACCCGUCGGGACGGUGGUGCGGGAGAUGAACUCUGAGGCGGCAACGGUGGCAUGGGCGAAGGAGGAUGCCGCACUAGGGCUAGAUGCGCAGCAGCGCAGAGAGAGAAGAUGGGACAGGUGGUUCGUCUCGCACCCCAACACCGAGGUCAUCGCGGACGAGUACGGGCCAGCAGAGGAGACGUUACGGAGGGAAGGGUUCUUACGGCGUACAACGGUCGAUCCUAUCUACCUUGAUAUCACGAAACCUAUCGUCGAGCCGGUCCUGCUCUCUACCGGCGGUAGAGGCGGCCUCGGUAACCCACACUUCCAACAGCCGGAAUCUCCCCCUCCUCGACUGGCCUCGAAAGGUCUUUCCCCCGGUACCCUUACCCUCUCAUUCGAGCUCAAGCUCCUCGCGGACGUCGGGCUCGUAGGACUGCCAAACGCUGGCAAGUCCACCAUACUACGGGCAUUAACGGGCCGCGGAGCAGAAGUGGCAGGAUACGCAUUUACGACGCUCAACCCGCAAGUGGGCGUCGUGCGUGUGUUUGAAGAUGGGAGCUGGCGGGGAGAAGAGGGAGUAGUGGAGGAGAGCGAGACCCGGCGGGAGCGGGAGAAGGCAGAUCGCGUCAAGGGAGAGUACAUGCCACCUCCGGUCAAGACGAGAGGCCAGGCAGAGGCAACGCGCUUCACCAUCUCGGACAAUCCGGGCCUCCUCGCACGGGCAUCGGAGAAUUAUGGGCUGGGACACUCGUUCCUCCGCUCCAUCGAGCGGUCAUUGGCGCUCGUCUAUGUGGUGGACCUCGGCUCGGACACGCCAGACACAGAUCUCCAGGUAUUGAGGGACGAGCUGGAGGCGUACAAGCCUGGUCUGGCGGACAAGGCGGUGGCUGUCGUGCUGAACAAGGGGGACGAGGUGGAUGAGGAAGUAGGGAAGGAGAGGGUGAAGCGAGUCAAGGAGGUAAUCAAAGCGUGGGGAGGAGGGGUGGAGACGGUGGUUGUCAGCGCCAAGUUUGGGCUCGGGAUGAAGCGGGUUGUACGGGUCCUGUGCGACCGGGUCGGGGAGGUGAGGAAGGAGCUAGCGAGAGUGGAGGCAGAGGAGGUGCACGAGGAGUAG